Messenger RNA from Rhinichthys klamathensis goyatoka, 1568 nucleotides. RefSeq names its product creatine kinase, mitochondrial 2b (sarcomeric) (gene ckmt2b). Lineage: Eukaryota; Metazoa; Chordata; Actinopteri; Cypriniformes; Leuciscidae. The record is from RefSeq and is a predicted model, not a curated record. The transcript has 10 exons. Gene Ontology annotation, molecular function: creatine kinase activity. Gene Ontology annotation, biological process: phosphocreatine biosynthetic process. Bases 191 to 1444 code for a protein of 417 amino acids. Gene Ontology annotation, cellular component: mitochondrion.
UAGGGACAGCUCAAGGACACAGAGACGUGGUGUCAUGCUGACAGAUGAAAUAGGAUUGGCUGGAGAGAUGAGCUCUUAUUUUGAGCACAGGCCCGGUGUGGUCUCACUCUACAGGAAACAGUCUGCUGUACUUGAGCCUGAAAGCCAUUCAAUCCAUCAGUUCAGGUGUGUGAGUGAGUGAGUAGUGGCGAUGGCAAGCAUGUUCACUCGAAUGCUUUCGGGACGCAACACGGCUGUGAUCAUGGCCAGCCUGGGCGCAGGUACCCUGGUAUCCAGCUAUGUCAUGAUGACUGAGUCAGGAGUCUCUGCUGGGGAGAAAAAGAAGCUGUACCCACCCAGUGCUGACUACCCAGACCUGCGCAAACACAACAACUGCAUGGCUGCUGCUUUGACCCCUGCUAUUUAUGGCCAUCUGAGGGACAAGCUGACCCCUAAUAACUGGAGUCUUGACCAAUGCAUUCAGACUGGAGUGGACAACCCUGGUCAUCCCUUCAUCAAGACUGUGGGCAUGGUGGCUGGUGAUGAGGAGAGCUAUGAGGUGUUUGCUGAAAUCUUUGACCCAGUCAUUAAGGACAGGCACAAUGGCUAUGACCCUACAACCAUGAAGCACCCAACAGACCUGGACAGCUCAAAGAUCAGCUCCGGGAUGUUCGACGAGAACUAUGUGCUGUCAUCACGUGUGCGUACAGGGCGCAGUGUCCGUGGACUCAGUCUGCCACCGGCUUGCACCCGCGCUGAACGCCGUGAGGUGGAGCGUGUGGUGGUCCAGGCUCUUUCUGGACUGAAAGAGGAUUUGGCGGGCAAAUACUACAGCCUGACAGAAAUGACUGAGAAGGAGCAGCAGCAGUUGAUUGAUGAGCACUUCCUCUUUGAUAAGCCAGUGUCUCCUCUCCUCACUUCAGCUGGUAUGGCAAGAGAUUGGCCAGAUGCUCGUGGGAUUUGGCAUAACAAUGAAAAGACAUUUUUGAUCUGGAUCAAUGAGGAGGAUCACAGCCGUGUAAUUUCUAUGGAAAAGGGCGGGAAUAUGAAGAGGGUGUUUGAGAGGUUCUGCAGAGGACUGAAAGAGGUAGAGAGGCUGAUUCAGGAGAGAGGCUGGGAGUUUAUGUGGAAUGAGCACUUGGGAUAUAUCCUGACCUGCCCCUCUAACCUAGGCACCGGUCUGAGAGCUGGAGUCCACGUCCGUCUGCCCCUCCUUAGCAAGGACUCGCGCUUCAAUAAAAUUUUGGAUAAUCUCAGGCUACAAAAACGUGGCACAGGAGGUGUGGAUACUGCGGCUGUGGGUGACACUUUCGACAUCUCCAACCUUGACCGUCUAGGCAAAUCUGAGGUUGAGCUUGUUCAGUGUGUGAUUGAUGGCGUCAACUACCUGAUCGACUGUGAAAAGAAUCUCGAGAAGGGCCAAGACAUCACUGUUCCUCCACCAGUAACCCAGUUCAGGAAAUGAUGUUAUCCUUGUGAGAGGAACUGAGGGUUAGGCAGCUGAGAGACCUGUAACCUGUUGACUCUCUCCAUGUUAUCUACAGGUCUUACUAAAUGGAACUCAACUGAAUAAAUUAUUCAUAUUUUAA